AUGGCAUCGAGCGGACGGACGCAGAUAUCCAAACUCACACCUGCACCAGCGCGACUCGCGCAGCGCCCUCUUCGACGGCUACACCGGCGGCGGCAGCGACGCCUCGCGGCGGUCGACGGCGAGCCCCCUCGGCGGGUACGGCUACGGCCUUCCCUCGAACUCCGGGUCGUCGUCGCAGGGCCACCUGGGCGUGCAGCAGAACGGGGGAUACAGGCCGGCGACGCCGAACAGGAAGUAAGCCAAGUCCUCCCUUCUUGGAGACGGUGGUGGGGGGGAAGGGGAAGGAAUGGAAGAGAAGGGGCGGGGGAGGGGGGCGGUCAAGAGGGAACUGGAGGUGCUGACGAUGCGGCGCGCCGCGCGACGUGGUAUAGGGGCCAGUACAGCGAUGCGGUGCUCAACGAGCUCGAGAGCCAGAACGACCAGCACGUGGAGGGCAUCCUGGGCAAGGUGCGGGUGCUCAAGGACAUGACGGUGGCCAUCGGCGACGAGAUCAGGGAGUCUUCGGCGCUGGCGGAGAAGAUGAACGACCAGUUCGACAAGACGCGCCUGCGCCUGCGCGGCACCAUGAACCGCAUGCUCGUCAUGGCCGAGCGCACCGGCGUCAGCUGGAAGGUCUGGCUCGGCUUCUUCGCCGCCGUCUGCCUGCUCUUCACGUACGUGUGGCUCUUUUAA
Messenger RNA from Thyridium curvatum, 672 nucleotides. RefSeq lists its product as uncharacterized. The record is from RefSeq and is a predicted model, not a curated record. Bases 1 to 672 code for a protein of 223 amino acids. Lineage: Eukaryota; Fungi; Ascomycota; Sordariomycetes; Thyridiales; Thyridiaceae. The transcript is spliced from 3 exons. Gene Ontology annotation, biological process: endoplasmic reticulum to Golgi vesicle-mediated transport.